Molecule: messenger RNA, 831 nt
Organism: Owenia fusiformis
Lineage: Eukaryota; Metazoa; Annelida; Polychaeta; Sabellida; Oweniidae
Source: the annotation of a GenBank genome assembly
GCACCACAAAAUGUGGACUUGGGAAUACCGAACCACAAAAUGUGGACUUGGGAAUACCACACUACAAAAUGUGGACUUGGGGAUACCACACCACAAAAUGUGGACUUGGGGAUACCGCACCACUAAAUGUGGACUUGGGGAUUCAGCUUGGUUCUGGACAAUUAAAUCAAAAUCAUACCUGUGUCCAAAUACAGCUAACCAACUUUUCAGCUCACCUACCAGCACAGCUUUUCAGUACUUCUUAUCAGCUCAUCACAGCCCAAUCAGCAAGGCAAAUGACAUCUGACAAUUUUGUGUAUUGAGCAUUAGAUGUAUAACUCAACCUAAUUACAUAAUGUAAUUUAUCUUUUCAUAAUCAACUUAUUCCUAGCUAUGCAGAUUAAAUUUGCAAUCACAUCAAGGAUAUUUUUGGUUAAAUUGCAAUAUUUAAAUAAUGCUUGUAAUUUGGUAUAAUGGAAUAUCACAUAGAUAAUGUUUAUUAUUUUAAUUAUUUGAUAAUACUAGAUGAAAAUAAGGCAUACAAAAUAAUCUAAGCCAUGAAUGCACAUUAUUCGACCAAUUCAACAUCCCACAUGUCAUGCUCAUCCAGUAUUAUAAGUGUUUAUAGAACAUAUGUACUAUACUAUUUGCGUUUAUCAUGCUCUGUUACUAUGGCAACCAAUCAUGUUCAGACUCAUUACAUUAAAGAAUUACAUCAGCAUCCAUGACCUCUAUAAAUAUAACUGUGACUGAUCCUGUAAAAUGACAUUUCUAGGAAAUUAUCACCAAAAAGUGCCACGCCUACUUUUGAGUGGAUAGAGUGAUGGUCACCUAAUAAAAUAUAGUCCAGAG